This is a messenger RNA of Hyphopichia burtonii NRRL Y-1933, 600 nucleotides long. RefSeq lists its product as uncharacterized. Lineage: Eukaryota; Fungi; Ascomycota; Pichiomycetes; Serinales; Debaryomycetaceae. The transcript has a single exon. Bases 1 to 600 code for a protein of 199 amino acids. Gene Ontology annotation, cellular component: mitochondrion. The record is from RefSeq and is a predicted model, not a curated record.
AUGUUGUCUAAAGUUGGCUUGAAUCUCAGCAGAGCAGCAUGCCGCUCGAGUAUAUGCAUGAAUAUGGCUAGAAGCGUUACUACCAAGACUCAUAUUACUGACCAUGCCACUGGAGAAGUUAUCAAAUUAACCGAUCCAUCGCUUCCUCAAAUGGCAGAUUACCCUAACCCUGUUCCCAAGUUGGCUCAAGAUAGGGAUCCUUACGGCAAAUACGACGAUCCUCAAAAUAGAAGAAAUUUGAAUGAACCUCUUAAUUUUAAUGAUGAUUUAUACGAUAUGUGGUCUCCAGAUUACUACCAACCGGUUUCAGAUAAAUCUGCUUUGAAAGCAAACGGGAUCUUUUUCGGUUCGGUUGUUGCUUUUGGUCUUGCUAUAUGGUAUUUCCAAUUGAAUCCUGAAAAACCAGCCAUGCCUAGAUCCUUCCCUUAUAAUGGUUUGGCUAAGACUUUGGGUUCGGGUAGUGAAGAAGACGCAAAAGUCUACCGUGUCAAGCCAGAUACCACUGCUGAACAAGAAUUGGGUGUCUUGGGUGCUAAUGACGAAAUCAAAAAGCAACAAGAGGCUUACUUGCAAGCUAACUCUGAUUUCAUCAAAGCUUAA